Messenger RNA from Malassezia restricta, 912 nucleotides. RefSeq names its product CDP-diacylglycerol---serine O-phosphatidyltransferase. The transcript has a single exon. Gene Ontology annotation, cellular component: membrane. The record is from RefSeq and is a predicted model, not a curated record. The coding region runs from base 1 to 912 and encodes 303 amino acids. Lineage: Eukaryota; Fungi; Basidiomycota; Malasseziomycetes; Malasseziales; Malasseziaceae. Gene Ontology annotation, biological process: phospholipid biosynthetic process. Gene Ontology annotation, molecular function: phosphotransferase activity, for other substituted phosphate groups.
AUGUCGGCGGAAGAGCCCCAGUUGCGGCAGCGCAAGCAUUCGGACCGCAAGGAGGUGAUCGGUGAUCUGCGGGCGGAUGCGGAGGUGCAGCUGAAGCGCUUCAUCGAGACGAAUGGGCAUUUCAGUCUCGUGCGCAAUUUCCACCUCGCCGAUGCGUUCACGGUCAUGAACGGGUUCUGUGGCGCCCAGUCGUUGUAUAUGUCGGCGCGCUUCCUGGUCACGUCACAUCCGCGCUACAUGUGGUAUGCGCUGUGGCUUCCUGUGGCCGGUGCGCUCUUUGAUUAUCUCGAUGGCAAGAUUGCGCGGUGGCGGCGAUCGAGCAGCAUGCUGGGCCAGGAGCUCGACUCGCUGGCCGAUCUCGUGUCGUUCGGCGUGGCGCCUACGGUCGCGGCGUUCGCGCUUGGCAUGCGCGAGCCGCUCGAUACACUCGUCAUGACCGUGUUUGUGUGUGCGGGCAUCGCGCGCCUCGCGCGCUAUAAUAUCACUGCAGCCAACAUCCCCAAGGACGUGCACGGCAAGCAGCGGUACUUUGAGGGCAUGCCGAUUCCUUCGAGUCUGCUGCUGCUGGUCUUGCUGGGUGUGUGCCUGCUGACGGGUCGCUUUGACGCGCCGCAAGGCGGUGCGUGGACGCCACCGACCGAUGGCACAGCCUACGCCUACACGGGGCGCUGGUACAGCUCCCUGGCUGAGCACCAGGGCUUCUUAUUUGGAUCGGCGACGCUGGACGUGUCGAGCGCGCUCUAUGCCCUGUUUCAGCUGGGUGGCGGCGUGCUUCCCCGUCUCGUGCAGCCCAGCCUACUCGCAAGUAUCGCGAACGGCGUCGGUCGCAUCACUAUACAUAAGAUGUCGUUCAUCUGGCUCCUGUGGUCGAUGGCCAUGCUGAGCAAAACGCUGCGGAUACCGAAGCCCUGA